Molecule: messenger RNA, 2158 nt
Organism: Symsagittifera roscoffensis
Lineage: Eukaryota; Metazoa; Xenacoelomorpha; Acoela; Convolutidae
Product: brachyurin-like
Exons: 5
Coding region: 323-1216 (297 amino acids)
Biological process (GO): proteolysis
Molecular function (GO): serine-type endopeptidase activity
Source: RefSeq, a predicted model, not a curated record
GUGAUCAGUUUUUUUUUAAUUGUUUUCGGUGAUUGUUUUCAUCAGUGGUCGGUCUAAAAUCUUUGCUGUGAUUUAGUUUUCAUGUUAGAGCGGAAAUAUGUUUAAAAGAAGAUUGAAACUGAAAAAUGAAAAGGAAUGUACAGCUUAGCAGAUAUCUCCAUGAAAUUAAAUCAUAAGAUCGCCUGCUAAAUGACCAAAGAUCACAGUUACUGUACUUAGUACUUGUAACACUCUAACCAAAUUCAAACUCAUCGUGAAAUUUAUUCAAUUAUGACCAAAGCAUACGGAGUUCUGCCAUGAAUUCCAAGCAUAUUUAUCAAAAAUGGCAAUAAAUUACAUAGUUAAUAGUUUGAUACUUUUAAACACAAUAUACUGCCAACCCAAUUCUUAUAAAAUAAAUGAUUUUUUAUCUCCGAAUUCUCUUGGAAAUGGGGUCAGUUCUUUAAUUGUUAAUGGACAUCCGAGCCCAAACAGAAGGUUCUAUGUGCGAGUUCAAUUCACAAAUUCGGUCUAUAUGUGUGGAGGUGCAAUCAUUGCUCCACUGUGGGUCAUCACGGCAGCACAUUGUGUUCUGGGCAAACCAGAGGAUAUUUUUCUGACGGUCGGGGAUUUCCAUGUUCGUCAUUCAGAGAAAGAGAUCUUCAAGGUGGUGCGCAUUGAGAAACCUGAAGGGUAUCUGCUGGAGUCAUCGGGAUCACUAUUUAAUGUGACAAUAAAAAAUGACAUUGCAAUGUUGCAACUGCAGAGGCCAAUCUCCGACCGCGCGAGAAUAAUCCCACUGUGUUCAUCCAAACUUAUUCAUGGAAGCCCUGUGCGCACAUGUGGGAUGGGGUCAACAAACGGUCGCACCUUCGAUUUCCCCGACAUACUUCAUGAGGCGCACUUCCAAACGAACGAUUUCGAAUCAAUUAACCCGUUUAUACUAAAUGGCAUCAAAAAAUGCAGAGAAGACCAAGUUUGCGUGCAAUCUCCUCCGACGUCAACUAAAAGCAACAUCUGCUACUUGGACGACGGAGGUCCCUUAUACACAUUACAAUGUGGAACCGGCGUAGCAGACUGUCUUUAUGGUGUGGCCAGUUACUCCAAAUCGAAAACUCGCAAAGGUGAAAAAUGCAACGACGGAAGCUACUUCUCAAGCGUCGUUCACAUGCACCAUUGGGUCAAGUUUGUCCUCACAAAAUUUGACCUCAACAGUCUAUUCAAUUAUGAACAUUGACUCCAAUUUGGCGAAACUAUUUGGUUUAAAAUUCGUAUAUGCUUAACUUUUCAAUUCUUUCUUUAUAGGGGGGCCAUUUCGUUACAAGGUACAAAAGUAGAGUGGCGUGCACAGAAAUUUUUCCAGGGGGAUGGCGGUUUUUCGAAAAAUUUUGAAAAAUUUGCCGACUUUUUUUUUAUUUCAACCAAGUCCAUUUUCCGAGCUCGCCAAAAGGACUGUAAAUACCCUUUUUGUCGAAAAUUUUCAGUGCAGCAGCCAAUUUUUUCAAAAAACAGGCCCAAAAAGACUUUUUUAGGCACUUUUUGCAAAAUUUUGACCAAAAAACUGUGUUUUCUUGAGCGCGCGCUCCCCCUCAAAAUUAGUUAUAUUGGGUCCAAAGGCACCGUUAGAAAAAAUUUUGAGGUUCAUCAGCCAAAAAAUGAUGUCGUGAAAUUAUACCAAAGGUGGGACCCUUUAUGAAAAAUUGACAACCAGAAUUGAGGGGGAAGCCCCCCCCCCCCCCCCGGCACGGUACUGAUAGUGGAGCAUAUAUUUAACAAGAUCUUAAUUAUUUUCAACACGACUGUCAUACACUCUGUUUGAUUUAGGAGAAAAAAGAGAAAAAAAUGGUUUUGACCGCUACGCACACGAGAAAUGAGUAUACAUUUCACAUUUUAUAGUACGCUAUCUAACUUUACCAGUAAUUAUGAAACAAGACUGCUCAUUAAUUGGUUUCGAAUCGUUGUUGGUAUAUGAUAUUUUGGCAAAAGACAUUGUUUAGAUUUUGACAAACUACUCGAAUCAUAUCAAAGUGCUAAGAUAUGAGUCGUUUAUGCAAUUAAUGGGGCCAAUUAGCUUGCCUCUAUUCAUUUUGGACUGAUGAGCGCGGAUAAUUUGCCACGCAUAAAUGAAUUACGUAUUGAAAAAAAACUAUCAAAACAUUAUUCCAGCAGAAAAGCCGCA